Molecule: messenger RNA, 2951 nt
Organism: Capsella rubella
Lineage: Eukaryota; Viridiplantae; Streptophyta; Magnoliopsida; Brassicales; Brassicaceae
Product: putative leucine-rich repeat receptor-like serine/threonine-protein kinase At3g53590
Exons: 20
Coding region: 1-2841 (946 amino acids)
Biological process (GO): protein phosphorylation
Molecular function (GO): protein kinase activity; ATP binding; protein binding
Source: RefSeq, a predicted model, not a curated record
AUGAUUUGUCUUCCUUCUCUAGGUAUCGUGAUGAGUUCAAGAACAUGCGGUUCAAUAUUCCUGGUUACAUUUUGUUGUUGCCUUCUAUUUCAUGUAGCUGAUUCAAGAACAGAUCCUCUAGAAGAAAAUGCUCUGAGGGAGAUCAAAAGGAGUCUAAUUGAUCCUAUGAGAAAUUUAAGUAACUGGGCAAAGGGUGACCCGUGCAAGUCACACUGGACUGGCAUAAUAUGCUUUGAGACCUCACAUGAUGAUGGCCACUUUCACGUCCAGGAGCUCCGAUUGAUGAGGCUAAAUUUAUCUGGAGAGCUGGCUCCUGAAGUUGGAGAGCUAACCUUUCUCGAAAUUCUUAAUGUGAUGUGGAACAACCUGACUGGUCAUGUUCCUUUGGAGAUAGGAAAAAUUACUUCCUUGAGACUCCUACUGUUGAAUGGGAACAAGUUCACGGGUAGUUUACCUCCUGAACUUGGUAAUCUUCAAAACCUGAACAGGCUUCAAGUAGAUGAGAACAGCAUAACAGGUUCAGUUCCAUCAUCAUUUGGAAACUUGAGAAGUAUAAAACAUCUUCACUUCAACAAUAACACGAUAACCGGAGAAAUUCCUGUUGAGCUAUCCAAACUGACCAACCUUGCCCACCUGAUAUUGGACAACAAUAACUUGACUGGGACAUUGCCGCUAGAGUUAGUUCAAUUACCAUCAUUGACCAUACUCCAGCUGGAUAACAACAACUUCGACGGUUCUGAGAUUCCAGAGGCUUAUGGAACGUUUCCUAGAUUAGUAAAAUUAAGCUUAAGGAACUGUGGACUGCAAGGAUCUAUUCCUGACUUGAGCAUGAUACAAAAUCUUAGCUAUCUAGAUCUAAGCUGGAACAAACUCACAGGAACUAUACCAGAAUCGAAGCUUUCUGACAAAAUGACAACAAUUGAACUUUCUAAUAACGACCUUACUGGUUCUAUACCACCAAGUUUCUCGGAGUUGGGCUCUCUUCAAUUACUUUCACUUGAGAACAACAGUUUAUCUGGUUCUGUCCCAGCAGAAAUUUGGCAGAACAAGUCUUUUGAGAACAAGAAGCUGCAAGUUGAUCUCAGAAACAAUAACUUCUCUGAUGCCACAGGAAACCUGAGAACACCGGACAAUGUUACCCUAUAUCUUCGUGGCAACCCAAUAUGCAAGAGUACAAGCAUUCCCAUCGUCAAACAGUUCUUCCAAUACAUCUGCGGAGAAAAAAUACAAACAACUACAGACUCAAAUACACCCUGCAGUAAUGUGUCAUGUCCCUUUGAGAAUGUCCAAGUUUCCCCAGGGAUCUGUUUUUGUACAGCACCUCUUUCCAUAGAUUAUAGGCUAAAGAGCCCUAGCUUCUAUUUCUUCACUCCAUAUAUUAAACACCAAUUUAUUCAGUAUAUAACCUCGUCCCUCGAGUUGGAAACUCAUCAGCUAGCAAUCGAUAGAUUUGUUGAUGAGAACAAGGUGCGUCUAAGGAUGUACUUGAAGCUAGUUCCAAAAGGCAAAAUGAAAUUCAACAAGGAUGAAGUCAUACGUAUCAGAAACAGGUUUAUGUCAUGGAGUUUUAAUAAAACUGACUUUUUUGGACCUUAUGAGCUGUUGGACUUCCCUCUAAAAGGACCAUAUGGUGAUAUGUUUGCUCAAACGAGUGGAUUUAGCGAGGUUGUAUGGGUGAUGAUAGUAUUAGGCUCUGUCAUCGCUGCCACUGUCUUAUCAGUGAGUGCAACACUUCUGUAUGUUAGGAAACGUCGUGAGAAAACCCAUACAUUCACCAAAAAACGUGUUUUCAGGGAGAUAUCUCGGGAAAUCGAAGGGGUGAAGAAGUUUAGUUUUGUAGAACUCUCGGAUGCUACUAAUGGUUUUGAUAGCUCCACAUUGAUCGGUAGAGGUAGCUAUGGAAAGGUCUACAAAGGCAUUUUGCCAAAUAAAACUGAAGUUGCCAUCAAACGAGGAGAAGAAACUUCUCUGCAAAGCGAGAAAGAGUUUCUGAAUGAGAUCGAUUUGCUUUCAAGGUUACAUCACAGGAAUCUUGUGUCGCUGCUUGGCUACAGUAGUGACAUUGGGGAACAGAUGCUGGUAUAUGAGUAUAUGCCUAAUGGCAAUGUCCGUGAUUGGCUUUCAGCUAAUGCUAUGGACACAUUGAGCUUUAGCAUGAGAUCACAUGUGGCUUUGGGUUCAGCUAAAGGGAUUCUUUACCUUCACACUGAAGCAAAUCCGCCUGUUAUCCACCGCGAUAUCAAAACCAGCAAUAUACUCUUGGAUUGCCAGCUGCAUGCCAAAGUUGCUGAUUUUGGAUUGUCACGCUUGGCUCCUGCUUUUGGGGAGGGAGAUGUUGAGCCCGCCCAUGUAUCCACAGUAGUGAGAGGAACACCGGGAUACCUGGAUCCAGAGUACUUCAUGACUCAGCAAUUGACGGUGAAGAGCGAUGUUUACAGCUUUGGAGUAGUCUUGCUUGAGCUUUUAACUGGAAUGCACCCAUUCUUUGAGGGUACACAUAUUAUCCGCGAGGCGAGGAUGGCAUAUGAAUGUGGAACGGUUCUGUCAGUGGCGGAUAGUCGGAUGGGACAAUAUUCGCCCGACAAAGUGAAGAAGUUGGCGGAAUUGGCGUUAUGGUGUUGUGAGGAUAGACCAGAGACGAGACCGCCAAUGUCAAAAGUGGUGAAGGAACUUGAAGGUAUUUGCCAAUCUGUGCUUGAACCUGAUAUGUUUUCAGAAACAACGAAAUUGCUCUGCACCAAAACAUCGCCAUCAUCUUCUACUUCUGUACCCUCCCCAUUGUCUUUACUUCCUGGCAGUGACUUAGACAGCGGCUUUUUCCACACAGUAAAACCUCGUUGACAGAUCUUUGUGUGAGAUAGGCUAACUUCAAAAUGAGAGUUGUAUUAUUAUGUUUAGGAGAUAUUAUGAAACAACUUCUGUUGUAUUUACUCUAACCAGAGAUAAAAAUU